This is a messenger RNA of Prinia subflava (tawny-flanked prinia), 7580 nucleotides long. RefSeq names its product solute carrier family 22 member 23 (gene SLC22A23). The record is from RefSeq and is a predicted model, not a curated record. Gene Ontology annotation, biological process: transmembrane transport. Gene Ontology annotation, cellular component: membrane. The transcript is spliced from 6 exons. NCBI's taxonomy places the organism in Eukaryota, Metazoa, Chordata, Aves, Passeriformes, Cisticolidae. Gene Ontology annotation, molecular function: transmembrane transporter activity. Bases 372 to 1487 code for a protein of 371 amino acids.
CCUUUUAUUUUCGGCAGUGCCUCUCGGAAGGGGGAAGGGAGAGCUGGGAUGAGUGCAGCUUGACGCACAGGCGAGGAGAGGGGGGGCACCGCCGGCAGCUGCAGCGGUUCGUGGCCGCAGGGUGCGGGUGAGGAACGGAGCGAGCGAGGGGCUCCCUCGGUGCCUCCCCCUUUCUUCGCCCCUGCCCUUCCUCCCCUCCUCCCUCUCUCCCUCCCCCAUCCGUCUCCUGCCGGGUCCGGCUGGGAGCGUGUGUGCAAUAUCUUACGUUGCCAGGUGUGUGUGUGUGUGUGCGCGGAGCAGAGGGAGGGAAGGACUCGCGAGGGAGCCGGGGCUGCCCCGGCCCCCCUAUGUGAGCCUCCCAGGGCGGCUGCAUGGCGAUAGACCGGCGCCGUGAGGCGGGCGGCGGGGGCCGGCCGCUGCCGGAGGAGAACGGCUCCGUGCCGGGGGCCGUGGGGGGGGGCGCCGCCGCCCCCCCGGGGCCGCCCCCCGCCAACGCCGCCGGGGCCGAGAUCCAGGCGGUGCCGGUGCCGCCGCCCGCCGCCGCCUGCAGCCCGCUGCUCCUCGACUACGACGGCUCGGUGCUACCCUUCCUGGGGGGGCUGGGCGGCCGCUACCAGCGGACCCUGGUGCUGCUCACCUGGGUCCCGGCGCUCGUCAUCGGCUUCAGCAAGUUCUCGGACUCCUUCCUCCUGGACCAGCCCGACUUCUGGUGCCGGGAGGCGGACGGGCAGGGCAACUGGAGCGGGACCCUGGCGCCCAUCCACGCCAACCACAGCGGCAACGGGAGCAUCUUCCUCCCGCCCGGGCUGCCCACCCCCGCGGGGGGCAACGCCAGCGAGUGCGGCUGCCGCGAGUGGCACUACCGCAUCAGAGCCGGCCUCGUCCAAAACGUCGUGAGCAAGUGGGAUCUUGUUUGUGAUUCUGCCUGGAAAGUCCACAUUGCUAAGUUCUCCCUGCUUGUAGGAUUAAUCUUUGGCCACUUGAUCACAGGAUGUAUAGCCGACUGGGUUGGUCGACGGCCUGUACUGCUCUUCUCUGUCAUAUUCAUUUUGGUAUUUGGACUGACUGUGGCACUCUCAGUGAAUGUGACCAUGUUCAGCACACUCAGGUUUUUCGAGGGAUUUUGCCUGGCUGGAAUAGUCCUCUCCCUGUAUGCGCUGCGGAUAGAGCUCUGUCCUCCCGGGCACCGGUUCAUGAUCACCAUGGUGGCGAGCUUCAUCGAGAUGGCGGGGCAGUUCCUCAUGCCAGGGCUGGCUGCCCUCUGCAGGGACUGGCAGGUCCUCCAGGCAGUCAUCAUCUGUCCCUUCCUGCUGAUGCUGUUUUACUGGGUUAUUUUCCCAGAGUCUCUUCGGUGGUUGAUGGCUACACAACAGUUUGAGGCAUCCAAGGAAUUGAUCCUUCAGUUCACACACAAGAACAGGAUGAACACAGAAAGCGACAUCAAAGGCGUGGUGCCCGUGCCGUGUGUCUUUAGAGACAUCUCUUGAAGAAUUUUACCACGGCUACAAGAGUGCGUCUUCAGCUCUGUGUGCCUCUGGAAACUGUGUUUUGAGGAAGCUGCUUGCUGGGAUCCUGCCCAUCACCCAACACUUACUCUGUUGGUUUGGAGAAGCAGCAGCACUCAAAUCCCUAUUCUAAAGUGCCAGCCCCAUGGGAAACUUACACCAUAUUAGAGUUUCUCUUUAAAGCUUUGCUCCAAGAGCUGUUUUGCUUUCCUCUCCUGCAUCAUCUGAAUGAUGCUGCCUUAGGGAUGGGGGGUUGCUGCAAGUGACAGUGGUAGGGUGCAGUUUUUGCUUGAGAGUCUAAAGUAUCAAUUUCUUGGUUUAGUGAUGCUUUUAGAAAAAGUUGGCUCCCCUCACCACCAGAAUUGUCACUGAAAUAGCCAAGAUCCUCUCUUGCAGGGUGCUGUGCAGAAGAGACUCUGAGCAUGUGUGUAUGUGUGUUGGUCUAUUACAACAAAGGCAAAGAGCUUCUGGAUCUUUAUCUCACCGGUGCACCUGUCAGAUUUGGUUCAGGCUCCCCUUCUCCUUCUCACAGGCUUGAUUCUGCCCAUAAACACCCAUUUUGCACUGUCAUUUACAAUCUGUAUCAGAAUACCCACUCAUCAGUGGAAACAUUUCCCCACUUUUCCAGCACUACCUGCUCUAAACCCAGGGGCUGCAGGGGAGCCUCAGCCAGUAGCUCUGCCAGUGGGUAGAAGUGAUGCUUCUCUCCUGUCUGAUCCUUGCCAAAGGUCUCUGGCGUGACUGUAGUUUUCAUCAGUCACUGUUAAAGGUGUCAGUCAGCACUGGAACAAGCUUAAUCCAGGAUAGAAAACUGUCACCAUUAACAUCAGUGCCUAAUGAAUAAAGCAGUCUCCACCAGUGAGGAGUGAAAGGCCCAGUUCAGGAUCUCUGGUAUACAUACCCAGGCCAUUGGUGUGAUUUUGGGUGCACUGGUGUUAAUUAGCUGGCUUGCAUGUAAUUGUGUGUCUGGGGUUACAGUUCCUGGAUCUGCAUCACACCACACAGCUUUGCAUUUCUCUGGUAAAGUUCUCAAAAGCAUUAGGGGUGUGUGAGCUGUCAUUAACCUGUUGAUCUGCAUCCCACCCCCACCCCCCAGCUCAUUUUUGCAGGUCUUCCCCAGAAUAAAUAAUGGAUCUUAAGAAAUGAUGGGUCCCUGAGCCAACAACUGGCCUUGGAAUUUCCCAACCAAUUCAUAAAUUUGACUUUUGUCAGUCAAUUUCUUGAAUAUGCAGAAAUUCAAUGAAAUCAAAUGUAUUUUAGGGGAAAGAUAAAACAGAUUACCUGAGUUUCCUUUAAGGAAAAUAAUAAAGACACAACUGUGCAUUGGAGGGAUUUAUUUAAGCCAUGUAUAAUGAUAUUGCCCAUGGAGGAAUGCUAAAUGUCAGAAUGGCUUUUAUGACUAUUAUUCGUGACUGAUUACUUUUCUCAGCAGUUUCGUGGUAGGAGUACACUCCUGUUUAAGGAGGGUGAAAAAACAGAGCAUUAUUUCAUGUCUUGAUACUAUGUAUCCUCCUACUGCAAAUACAUUUAGACAUAGCUGUUGUCAGUACAACACCAUUUGCAGUUUACAAAUUAUUCAGAACAUGGUCAUUUCUGCCUCCUGGUUGAUGAUGAGGUUGUUGGGAAUUUUGUUAUUUCUUCCCUCACUUUUUCUUUUUAAACUCUUUCUGCAGCCCCACACUUAAAGGCUUUUCUGAUGCAGCCCUGGAGGGAAGCUGCAUUUCUGUAGGAAGAGUGAGAGAGGAGCAGUAUUAAAAGAAUGAAAUAAGAUGAACUACAAACUACUGAAGGAAGGACCACCUCUCUCAUUCUGGGUUCAUGGGGAUGUUGAUGGUCUGAGUGAGGACAGGCAAACAGGAGGAUUAUUGAAUUAAGAAUGCGACCAAGCUGCAGGCCUUGUAUCUUGCAGUGGGUCAGGAAGGAGGAGGAACCCUUGCUCUGCUCUUGUGCAGAUAAUAUAUAAUAGACAAUAACAUGCCCAUAGUUGCUCUAGCAUGGAAUGGGUAAAAAACUGAUGCUUGUCUGGGAGAAAGGAUGCCAUUGAGCCUGGUGCAGAUAUCCCUUGUUUCCCCUUGAUUCCAUUGUUGAGCUUUCCUAUCUGUGUGGAGGGAUUUUUGUUUGUGAUUUGUUUUAUUCUUUGUUUUCCAUCUGAAAGAGCUGGAAACUGUUCUGCUCUAGUUAGGGGCCAUUGUGUUGCUGUUUGUUAUUCCUCGCUGCAUUGUUGUAACAGCCUCCUGUGACUGAAUUACUCCCAAUGCAUUUAAAUGAUAAACUGCUCACUUGCAGUCCCUUCCAGCUGAAAAUCCCACUGUAACUUUACUCAUACAUACCAGGCAAAUUAGUGUAUCCAAUAUAACCAAUCAUUACAGGAAUUUCAUAUAUAUCUAUUUUGGCACUUGAUAUGAGUUUCAUGGCAAAAAGAAGCAGUAUUCAAGACAGCAAAGUGUUUCUGGGAUGCAAAAAAAUUUAAUUUUUAAUUGCUCUCCAAGCAAUGAGCAGGCUGAUCUUCCUUUCUGAAGAAUCACACCCUUUCCACUGCCUGCUGAGAGCUUUUGCUCAUCCAUUUGGCUACACUGCCUGUAGUGGAGAGUGCCACUGUCUGUAGGGCCUCUUUGCUCCAUGGGGAGGUCACCCAUGGUGGGGGUGGUGCUAGGGAGCAAAAUUUAUCUGUUUUUGAUAGUCUUUGUGUUGGAGUGGUUGCCAGUGUUCUCCUGGGAGAUGUCUCUAAAGACAACAACAAGAAGUCCAGACAGUGAUGCAGAUGAAAGGUGCAGCAGCUGCUGUAACAACCCAUGCCAGUAGAAAAGGAGGAUGGCAGCUGAUGGGCAAUGCCCAGCCAGCAGGAUGGAGUGGGAGUGUCUUUAAGUGGGAAACAAAGUGGAACAAGGGAUGCUGGUAGGAGUCUAGAGUGUUGUAAAUUACAUUGCCCUUAUCUUCAGUAGCCUGUCCCAGGGCUGAUGUUGGUUUCAUAAAGGAACCUUUCUCCUCAGCAGCUUUAAGUGGCUUUAUUUUAAGUGCUUGGUGUACCUUGUGAUUUUGGGCAGGAAUAAUUUGCCUUUAUAAUGAGAUUUUUGGGUUUAUGUCAUUGCAUUUUCUUCUUAAGUGCUUAAGAACCAUAGGUGAAUUAGACCUGGUUAAAUUACCCCUAGUAUGUUUUGACUCAAAAUUUCACCAUUUGCCUUCAAACUUUACCCUCUUUUAGAAAUAAAAGUUUAAAUCUCUUUUUGCAUCAAGGAAAUUAUUUUUAUUCAACUGUGUAUUGAAAUGUCAUUUUUAAAAUAGGCUUGCUGAAUUUUGUUGACAAAUGUUGCAAAACAUUACCCAAAAAAGUCAGCCUCAAUCAUGAGCAAGUGUUUGAAAACAUUUUGAUAAUAUUAAUUUAGUACAGAUUUUUCACUACCAGUUUCUCCAGAAACUUCACCAUCUCUUCCUUGAUCCCCUGUAGAACAAGAACCAAACAUAUUUCAGUGCAGCUGCAGGACAGUCAUUUUGACCUUAGUGUCAUAAGUGUUAAGGAAGUAAGAAGAUCUUUUAACAAACAGGAGGAAAGAAUGUUAAGGGGAAUUGGAAAUCCUAAAGCACCAAUCAUCCUUACACCUUUUGAAAGUGCAUUACACUUUAGGUGGCUUUCAUUACUUUUAGAGAAUGCAUUCUUUUUCUUCGUGUGGGGUUGAAGGGUCUGUUUGUUGCCUGCUGCAAGCUGACCUUGGCUGCACCAGCACCCAGCCCUGCCGUGUUUGGGUGUCCCAGGAAAUGCUCCACUUGGAAAUGCUCCACUUGAGACACUGCUGUAUCAGCAACUAUCCAAGCAUCACACGUGAUGCAUCCAUGGAAACCCACCCCUGUGCAGUGCUCUUUGGCUUCCCCUGUGUGGGGGAACAUUUCAGGUGUUCCUUAACGUGAAAAUAACUGCUUGGCCAGGCUGAAAAACAAAACUCCCUUUUUGCUCAUCUCUGGAUGGAAACACAAACCAGUGGUGCUCCUGUGGGCAAAGAGGUUAUAGCUGUUCCUUCCCAAAAAUCUCUUCUAAGCUUAGAGAAAUAAUAUGGAUGUAAUCACACAAGGUGGACAGCAAGGGUGACGCACCCAAAUAGUGGCCAAUGUUCAGCAUGCAGGGCACAACAUGGAGAAGAUGAAGGGGUACAGUGGUGAUAAGUGUGUGGAUGUGUGUGGAUUGCAGUUAGGAAAGCUGUGGUUUUCAGGGAGCUGGCCUCUGAAGAAAAAAAAUCAUUAUCUUUCACUUUCCUUGCUGCUGAACAACAUGCUGCCAUUACUUUUCUUUAAACAUAAGCUAUUUUACUGUUUUGUUUUGCUAUUUAUAUUUUUUUCCGAAGCAUGAGGCUUGAAUCUACAUGAUUAUAUGCAUUUCCUUUUCCACUGGGUAAAUAGCAGAGGGAAUGGUGAAAAUGCCUUGUGUCUGAAAGUCAGUCUCUUUCCCUAUCAAGCUUUACUCAUAACCUUAGACCAUCACACCUAUCACUACACUACUGGUUUGAAACUUGUGAUAGAUGAAGAGUGUAUUAGCUGGAGAAGAAAAGCAAGUUUCCUGGCUCCAUAAUACAGAUGAUUCCAUGUGUUAGAGAACUACAAACCUGCCAAAUGUCCUCCUUUGCCAGAUCCAAGUUCUUGGGUGUUAAAUGGUACUAAACUCAGAUGUUCCAUGCAGCUCACUGAGGAUGGUCAGGUGAAUGUGGGAAAUGUAGUUAAAAUAGUUUAAGGUGCUGCUUGAAGGCUGUGUAUCAGCCACAGAGAUUCCUAUCUUAAUUUUUUUUAAAAAAAAUACCCAGCCAGUGAUUUCUGUUGUCCUCUUGUAUGUUAAAUCAGUUCCAGGAGGGUCUGGAUUCCUCCUGCUGGGCUCCUGUUGUCCUACAGCAGGAAUUGGCAGAGUUUGUACAACUCUUUCAGGAUGUGCUGUACAUGAUAGUGAUUAACAAGAGUAAAACUGGUCAGUUAGGUCCUCUUCUCCUGGCUGGGUCUACAGUAAUAGAAGAGGAGAGCCCAUGCAUUCCCUGACUGUAUCCUUAGCAAAGCCAGUGAUAUCUGACAGUAUCAGGUUUUGGAGGGAUCAGGAGGAAAAGGGUGCACUCUACUGAGAAUGUGCCUUUUGAUGCCACUGGGAAAAACCAAAAAUGCUAGAAAAUUUAAAGGGGAAAAAAAAAUAAAGGAAAGGGAGCUGUGAGCCCCUAUUUCUGUCUGAAUGACUCUCUCAGUAGUUGAGUCCUCGGCAGACUCUACCUGGCUGCACUCCAGCUUGUUGAUUUGUGCCCGCUGGCACACUGGCUCUUUGUGCAUAGUGCUACCUCUCCUCCCAGAGGAGCCAGCUUUACAGGGCAGGAGCCAUGUGCAGAGGGCUGGCAGCAAGCCCUGGUGCUGCCAGCAUUUCCCCAGCCCACGGGCACCAGAGGAGAGAGAGGACUGGUGAGUCCAGAUGUGGAUGUGAAGAGUAGGAGAUGAAACCGCCAGAACCAAGUGGAAGUGGAGAUCAGUAAGAGGGGAACAGUGGCCAGAGAAAAGAGUAAAUAAGAGACUUUAAAAAGUUGUGAGAGCAAAGAAUAAAGAUAGUUGAAGGGGACUUAGAGAGGCAAGGGCAACAAGGGGCUGGGGGGAAGUAAUGGAGGAAGAACAGAGGAGAGCUAGAGCAUAUGGAGACCAAAGGGGCUGCAAUAAUUUGCUCCCCCCUCCUUCCACAGCAAGCUGUCAAGCCCCAGGAUUCAGUCUCAGAACUCGUCUUUUGCAAAAUCCACUCCUGAAAUGUUUGCUUCACCUCUCCCUGCUGCCCAACUUGCUUGCUCAGCUUGCUGAGGUUCCCUCCAUAGCUCCCACAACAGAGAGCAGCAGUGCAUGAGUGGGUACCUGCAACCUCCUGAUGGCCACAGCUCCACACAAGGACAUUCGAAGUGCUCUUUGUGUUGUUGAGGGGUCUUUUAACACUGCUGAUUUUAGAAGAAUGUAAGCAUUGACAAGUCCUGCUCUGGGAAAUACAAGAAGUCAGGUUGCCUGGGCAACCCCAGCUUGGCCUCCUGGCAUGAAGGCAUGAUGAUGCAGCCUUUAAUAACGUGAUUACAACCUAUUUUU